AUGGGCUAUUCGAAGCAACACCGAGAGUGGGCGCCACAACCCAAGCAGGAUCAGGUCAUCAUACUCCGUAACAUCAAGAGGACCGACCGACAGAAUAUUGGCUACGGCAACCGCUUGCAAUGGGCAAUUUACGAUCCUGAUACGCGGUCUAUGACCCACGGCACCAUAGGCGACGAGGUUGCGCAGAGCGCCAUCUUAAAGGGCGAAUUUGUGUCGUUUUCGCCAUUCUGGCAUGCGGACGAACAGGAAACUCAGUAUUGCGCGUAUCUGCACCAGUGGUGGCAGGAGAUGAGGCAGGAGAAGAAUCAGGAGGAUCAAGCUGGUUUGGCGUCGGGCCGCAUUAUCCAGAUCGAGACGCCAGUCAGCAAUCCCACUCAGAGACAAUACCACACAGGAAGGCCGCUCCUUCGCAUCGCAGAUCUUUCCUUCGAGCGGUGUAAUAGUCUGCAUUUCUUCGACUGUACUGUUGAGGUGAAUGCUCUUCCCGAUCGCCUCUUCCGUGUGCUUACGUUCGUCCAGAUCGUCGCCGUCUUCUCAGACAAGCACCCGCCUAACGUAUAUGUGACCGACUACUCGAGCAACGGCCACUUGAGGACGCCGACGGGCGCUUGGGUCCCAGAACGCUUCGAUAAACUUUGCUUCAAGAUCGAGAUGUGGGAUGCUUCGAGGGCAGCAGCGGAAAAGCUGUACCCAGCAGACUAUUACACGAUCUCAAAUUGUCGACUCAAAGAAGACAGUCUGGGUUACUAUGAGGGCCGCCAGCAGGAGGCCAAGUUCAGGAAGCUGAACGAGGCGGACGCGGAGAGCGAUCCCAUGCUGAAGGAGCUGUUGGAGAGGAAGCGAAAGUGGGAGACCACCAAGAAUGCCGCUCCGGCGCCGGAACCUGAGUCUCGCGCCAUAGGCGAAGUCGCGCUCAAUGAUUUUUUUGACACGGUGGUAGAGGUUCUUCACGUUGAAGGCGCCGACCUCUAUGUCACCGAUUAUUCCGCGCAUCCAGAUCUCCAGGAUCUGCGUUACGACCCUGCCUGGGCGGCGGGCCUCGAUGGGCUCGUGCUCAAGAUAUGCACCGAGCAGGUGCAGACGAAGGUCGCGCAGGGGCUUUCGAGGGGCAACUUCUGCCGGAUCACCAACUUGCGUAUCGUGCAUAGUGCGGUGAAGGGCGAGACGAUUGGGAAGCUUGGGGGGAAUGAGAGGAAGCGCAUCUUUCGUGUCAAUCCUGCAUUGGCAGACCGCGGCUUCAAGGAACUGUUGAACCGCAAGAAGCAAUGGGAGAAUGUCCACGCUCGACAGCCGGACGGUGAGCAUUUGCCCGCAAAGGGAGAGACGCCGACCAACGAAGGGAAACGUCCGGUCGGGACGUUCUUCGGACCACGCAAGUCCUCUACGUCGUCGUCGAAACCUCCUGCCAAAGCAGCCGGUGCUGUGGGCCUAACUUUUGCCGAGUUGCGCGACAAACCGAAGUCCAAGAUCUACACCGUCGUAGCUCGCGCGACACUCGCAGUUGACUGCAAGUCCUGGGAUGACUGCAUUGUUCGGAUGUGUGCGCAGUGUCAGAAGGAGAUACCACGCAUACGUCGAGCAUGCUUGGAUUGCAACGACACGGAUCAUGAAUUCGUGCAAGUGAGCGACGCGCGACUUCUGCUCGAGCUCACCGACACGACCGGGGAUACUGAGCGAGUGGCGGUCAUGAGCAAAUUGCGUCCUUCCCUGCACACCGAGGUCAAAGCUUCGUCACAACCGGAGCGUGUCUUUGAGGAGUGGCUGAGGCCGCUGACUGGCGACGACCUCUCGAAGGUGCAGACGGCCGAUACGCCGCUCGCGGAUGUUGUGCUUCUGAGCAAGGAGAACGAGACGUAUUGCCUCGUCGAUUACAUGUUGAGGCGCUCAUAG
Messenger RNA from Schizophyllum commune H4-8, 1890 nucleotides. RefSeq lists its product as uncharacterized. The transcript is spliced from 7 exons. NCBI's taxonomy places the organism in Eukaryota, Fungi, Basidiomycota, Agaricomycetes, Agaricales, Schizophyllaceae. The coding region runs from base 1 to 1890 and encodes 629 amino acids. The record is from RefSeq and is a predicted model, not a curated record.